CUUGGCUCGCGAUCGACAGCACGCGUAUUACGAGGACUGUGCCGCCUGUGAUAUACGAACAGUGAAAAGUUCAUGAACUGGGUGUUGAAAUUUGUUUGAACUAUCACGUGAAGCUGACUCCUGAAAAAUCCUUUUUAGGCUCUCUACCUUUAUUAAAAGGACAGGCAGCUAGCGGCGGCGAGUAGCGAGAUAUCGAGAUAACGAAUGCUGCCCCGGCCUGUGCCUCACACCACAAUGCGUAUUUUAUUAAGUUUUAUGAUGGUGGUGUGCGCCGCGCACGCUGCUAAGAAGUUCGAAGGGACCCUGAGAUCAGCCGCGGAUGCCCCACCACAAGACAAUCUAGCCGUUGAGUCAGGUUCACCAGAACCCGCUGUAGUUGUCGCCCCAGAAGAAUAUACAAAUCCAGGAGCACCGCCACCUUCGAAACCUGAAUCCGAACCCGAAGAACCUGAGGAACCAGUAUCAGCGCCAGAAACUGCGUCAGGAGGUGUUCCACCCUCAGCACCUAGUGGGAUAUCUGCCCCAUCAGCACCAGCUAACUCUCUAGAGGAAUGCGAUCCGGAAAAGAUUGGCUUUGAACUCGUUACAGGAUACGUGUUCUCGGCGCCAUCUCACAUUCUAGACGACAUCCCUGGCACACUGAUGCUCACAGAUUGCCUGGAGCAGUGCCAGGCCAACGACACCUGCCGUGCCGUGAACUACGAAACAGGGCUCUGCGUCCUAUUUAGCUCCGACGCCGACCAGUUACCAGGAGCUUUGACAAAGUCCCAAUUCCCGGUGUUCACUAUCUACGCUCAAAAAUCGUGCUUGGGGGUGAAACCAUGCGAGAGAGCUUGGUGUUUCGAUCGCGUACGGGGCUAUAACCUCAAAGGAUUCGGCAAGAGGACGCACACUGUUGAAUCAAGACAAAUGUGCCUGGACUUAUGCUUGGGCGAGAAUGAGUUUGUUUGCAGAUCGGCGAACUACAACAACAAAACGGGUGAUUGCGUUCUUUCUAAUAUGGACCGUCUUACUUUGGCUGGCACCAAUUCAUUCCAACCUAACGAAGAUAUCGACUACUUGGAGAACAACUGUGUGGAAGAGCCUACAAAGCUAUGCGAGUUUAAAAAGAUGAGCGGACGUAUAUUAAAAACGGUCGACUCAGUGUAUCAAGACGUGCAAACGGUCGAAGAAUGCCGCGAGCUAUGUCUUAAUUCGCCUUUCCGCUGCCAUUCCUAUGAUCACGGUGACACGGGUGAUCAUGUGUGUCGUCUUUCUCAUCAUUCUAAAGCUACGCUCGCUGACAUCCAGGACCCUUACUUGGAAGUUCCCGAAGCGGCCACUUUUGAGUUAUCCUCGUGCUACAAUGUAUCUAUUGACUGUCGUGCAGGCGACAUGGUUGCCCGUAUUCAAACAUCGAAAUUGUUUGACGGCAAAAUAUACGCAAAGGGCAGCCCGAACUCGUGUGUAGUUGAUGUUAAGCAAAGCCUCGAAUUCGAAUUGCAUAUGGGUUAUAAUAAUAUUGAGUGCAACGUUAAGCAAAACGGACUCGGCAGAUACUUAAAUGAUGUGGUCAUCCAACAUCACGACACUAUUGUGACAUCUUCCGAUCUUGGAUUAGCCGUGACCUGUCAAUACGACUUGACGAAUAAAACAGUAGCAAAUGAAUUCGACCUUGGAAUUCAUGGAGAUAUCCAGACAGGCAUUUCAGAGGAGGUCAUUGUCGACUCACCGAACGUAGCUAUGAGAAUUACAGACAGAAGCGGCGACGACACUAUUGCUUCAGCGGAAGUUGGAGAUCCAUUGGCACUACGUUUCGAAAUUAUGGACCAGAACUCACCGUUCGAAAUAUUUGUACGAGAACUUGUUGCUAUGGAUGGCGUGGACUCAAGUGAAAUUACACUCAUUGACAGCGAUGGUUGCCCAACCGAUCAUUUCAUCAUGGGACCUUUGUACAAGUCGACUUUGAGCGGAAAGACGCUGUUGUCCCACUUCGAUGCUUUCAAGUUCCCGUCAUCCGAAGUUGUCCAGUUCCGUGCUUUGGUAACACCAUGUAUGCCUACUUGUGAACCAGUACAGUGUGAUGGUGGACCAAACGAACUACGAUCAGUAACAUCAUACGGACGCAGGAAGAGGCGUUCUUCCUCAUCCGCCCCCACAGACGAUAUGCUCCUAGUACAAACUAUCCAAAUUACUGACAAGUUCGGUUUUGACAAGCAGAAAGCAAAGAACGUAACGGAAGACGCAGUUUUCGUGCGUGAAACAGACGUCACUUGCGUUAACGCAUCUGGAGCAAUGUUGGCAGCAGCCGCUUUUAUAGCAGCUCAACUAGUCGUACUCGCGGCGUGGACUUGCAGUUGGCAGCGAAGACGUGCAGCGGCUAAGGCUGCGGAAUUACUUCCCGGACCCAACGCACCAUCUGCUCUUUGUAAAGUCUAUGAUGCUAGUUUUACCCGUGCGCACCAGAGGCACUUUUGAGUAGAUUUAGACAUGUUGACGUAAUUAACGUCUGCAAUAAUAGAUUAUUUCUUUAAUUUAAAUACCCCCGUCGAGUCCAAGGCUCGGAAAGACAACGUUGUUGCCACUAAGACGCGUAAAUCCUUUCCGGAGCAUAAGACGACGACAGCGGUUACUACUUUAAGUGUGAGCGCAACAACUUCUACUGCCAUGUCAGGCAUUCGGAGAGCAAAUUGCGCGACACGGAGACGGGGACGACCUAAAGAGCGUGCGCAAAUGUGGAUGGAUGCUAGGAGUAACGCGUGUGUGUCUGAUGCUAGAGUGUUUGUUGCGAUUGGGUACGCUGGCUUGUCGCCAUCUCUGAGGUCAUAAGCGGGAUACGGGCCGUGGAUCGUCAUCAAGAUCAUGUCGCUUAUUCGUUUACUUUACGUUUGGACACCUUUAGCGGAGUCUAAAUACGUAUUGUACCAUAAUUUUUAAAGUAGGAUAAGCCUAAUUAACAAUUCCAGUACCUUUUAAGUAGAUAACUGAACAUGCGACCUUUAGUCAAGCAACGGUAGAUUGACGGCCAUUCCGACUUCGUAAUUUAUUGAAAUUAGUUUAGUUUUUUAUGUAAUUUAUAUUCGGUUACGAAUAAAUCUAUAUUAUAAAAAAAUCUUAAUUUAAACAAAUAGAUGCUUAUGACUAAAAUGUGCUAUGUUCUACGGUAUAUAAA
Molecule: messenger RNA, 3151 nt
Organism: Pararge aegeria (speckled wood butterfly)
Lineage: Eukaryota; Metazoa; Arthropoda; Insecta; Lepidoptera; Nymphalidae
Gene: neo
Exons: 11
Coding region: 205-2457 (750 amino acids)
Source: RefSeq, a predicted model, not a curated record